AUGACAGACUACAAAUUCGAGGGCUGGCAAGGCCAUGACGUCGCCUCUGCGGAAGGAAAGCUCGUCUGGGCCGAGUUUGAACCCAAAGCUUGGGAGGAAGACAACAUCGACAUUCGUAUUACACAUUGCGGUGUGUGUGCGUCUGAUUUAGCUACGCUUCGCUCUGGCUGGGUACCUGCCAACUACCCUUGUGUUGUCGGUCACGAAAUCGUCGGCGUCGCAGUCCGGGUUGGGUCUGCCGUAACAAACGGUAUCCAAGUGGGUGACCUUGUUGGUGUUGGCGCACAAGCCGACGCCUGUCUUGGAAGAGAUGGCCCUUGCAAGGCGUGCGCAUCAAACCACGAACCCUACUGCAGAAUCUCGAAUGUCAACACGUACGAUUCCAAACAUCGAAAUGGCGACAAAGCAUACGGCGGAUAUGCUACCUACCACCGUGCCGUCUCCCACUUCGUCAUGAAGGUGCCCGCAGGUCUAAAGCCAGAAUACGCAGCCCCUCUGCUUUGCGGAGGAGCGACGGUGUAUUCUCCCCUCAAGGCUUGGGGUUGUGGCCCUGGCAAGAAAGUCGGCAUUGUUGGUGUCGGCGGCCUUGGCCAUUUUGCUGUGCUAUUCGCCAAGGCUAUGGGUGCCGACCAAGUAGUGGGCAUUUCUAGACGGGAGGCUAAGCGCGACGAAGCUAUUUCAUUGGGCUGCGACGACUACAUUGCCACCGCUGAUGAUGAGAACUGGGUCAGUAAGAAUGUAGACCGGUUUGACAUCAUCAUCUCAACCAUUUCCUCCUCGGACCCCAAGUUUAACAACUACCUUCGAGCUCUAGCGUUUGAUGGAACCCUGAUCCAAGUGGGAGCACCCGAAACACCCAUUCCUCUUGCACCAUUCGCUCUUAUCCUCGGUCGGCGUCGUGUCGCUGGCUCUGCUCUUGCAAGUCCGAAGGAAAUUGCCGAAAUGAUGCAGUUUUGUGUGGAUAAGGAUAUCCGGCCUUGGGUUGAGACGCGUCCAAUGAGUGAUACAAACGCUGCUCUCCUAGAUCUUGCCGCCGGCAAACCUCGUUUCCGAUAUGUGCUGACAAACGAGUAA
This is a messenger RNA of [Torrubiella] hemipterigena, 1074 nucleotides long. The record is from the annotation of a GenBank genome assembly. Lineage: Eukaryota; Fungi; Ascomycota; Sordariomycetes; Hypocreales; Clavicipitaceae.